UUCUAGUUUAAAUCUAAAAGCGAGUUCAUCAUGGUAUCGAAAGCAAUCAAUAUUCUUAGGCGCGAGUUUAGGCCCAUUGUUCUAAAGUAUAUGCAGUACUUCGUGAUGUCGUACUACUUUAUGGAGGUUUUGUAUUCAGUGGUCAACACACCACUUGUGGGCAGGGAAAGAGCGAUUGUGAUGGACGUGAACGAGUGCUUCGGUCACUUCUACACAUGCUUUGAUGUCCUGCUGACCAUCGGCGCCAUCUUUCUCAUUCUCGGCACGCGAAAGGAGGCGAGCGGAGUGACUCUGCUGCUAAUCGGAAGAGUUAUCCACCGGCUGUUCUUCUCGAUAUGGACCAUGUUCUUUUAUUUCCUCUUCAACGACAGCUUGGAUGUGGGCUCCCUGCUGCUGCUAAUGGCGGCCAAAAUCAAUUUGAGGGAUCAGAUGGACUGGUUCCAGUCGAAAUAUCAUAUUUUACUGCUGGGAGGAAGACUCUGUCUGUCCAGUUUGUACAUCAUUUGGAUAGACGAGGGCUUGGAGACCCUUUUCAGCAUCGUUUCAUUUGGUCUUUUGGUUUUCAUUUGGCUUGGCUUUCAUUGCAAACUGUUUGCCUAUCUGACGGUGAUUGCCCUACUAUAUCACGAUGUGUUUAGCAAUCAUUGGAGCAUGUUGUGGGGCUGGAACGAUACUCUGCUGUCGAUACAAUACUUCUCCCUGCUGUUCUGCAAAAUUGGCGGAUUCCUGAUGCUCUCGGAGCUAGGUGGAGGCAGGUGGUCGGUGGAUGGAUACCGGAAGAGAAGUGGCGAGAAAUGGGAGAAAAAAGGCAACUACCGGAUCAUUAAGACACAGACGUCGGCCUAGUAAUCCUUAUCCAUCGGAUUGCUUAACGUCCAUUCGACAUUUAAGGGAUUUGCAUAAACUUUAAUGGGAAACACUCUCCCAGCGUCUAAUGCUUUCUUUUUUUUUUUAUUUUAUAUCUCUAUUUGUACACCUGCCCCUUGGCAACGGAGAGGCCACUCCAAAUGCUCUUUGAUUCGCGCCUCAGCCAACGUAAAUUAUUAAAAAGUCUCGAGUUGCGUUUAAGCGGCUUUACCAUCCACUCAAAGAUUUUUUUCCCGUUGCAAACUAACAUACAUACAUACAAUGCCGUAAAAUUCUUAAAUGUGAAAAAGGCAGCAAGAAAAUGUGAUUCGGUGGCACCCUCGAGCACCGAAGCAAAGAUACUCUACACGCAACUGGCAUUC
Molecule: messenger RNA, 1229 nt
Organism: Drosophila melanogaster (fruit fly)
Lineage: Eukaryota; Metazoa; Arthropoda; Insecta; Diptera; Drosophilidae
Exons: 2
Coding region: 91-846 (251 amino acids)
Cellular component (GO): membrane
Source: RefSeq, marked reviewed